AUGACGCAUAACCAAGGGCAUGAUCAGGCGCGCAAGCAGAUUGUCGUGGCCAUGACCGGAGCCACUGGACAGAUCUUGGGGAUAAAAACAUUGCAAUCCCUACGUGGAUUGAACGUUGAGACGCAUCUCAUAAUGUCGCACUGGGCGGAGACGACAUUGAAGUACGAGACAGACUACAGCCCGGCAAACGUCCGCGCUCUGGCAGAUCACACACACUCAGUGCACGACAUGGCAGCGCCAGUGUCAUCAGGAUCUUUCAAGUGCGAUGGCAUGAUCAUCGUGCCGUGCAGCGCCAAAAGUUUGGGCGCUAUCGCCGCAGGCUACGGCGAGGAUCUCAUUGCGCGAACGGCUGAUGUGAUGUUGAAAGAGCGGCGGAGACUUAUAUUGGCCGUGCGAGAGUCGCCUUACAGUCUGAUUCAUCUACGCAAUAUGGCUACGGUUACGGAGGCUGGUGGGGUCAUAACGUCCCCGGUGCCGGCAUUUUACACCCGUCCAGAUACGAUUGAUGAUCUGAUUGAUCAGUGGAUUGGUCGGACGCUGGAUCUGGUCGACUUGGAUACUCAAGCAUUUCAGAGGUGGAAGGGUUGGGAAAAGGAUUGA
Molecule: messenger RNA, 600 nt
Organism: Zasmidium cellare ATCC 36951
Lineage: Eukaryota; Fungi; Ascomycota; Dothideomycetes; Mycosphaerellales; Mycosphaerellaceae
Exons: 1
Coding region: 1-600 (199 amino acids)
Molecular function (GO): carboxy-lyase activity
Source: RefSeq, a predicted model, not a curated record